Etheostoma spectabile (orangethroat darter) is the source of this 2673-nucleotide messenger RNA. Its product is annotated as ATP-dependent RNA helicase DDX19A. Bases 174 to 1640 code for a protein of 488 amino acids. The record is from RefSeq and is a predicted model, not a curated record. The transcript is spliced from 12 exons. Gene Ontology annotation, molecular function: ATP binding; RNA helicase activity; nucleic acid binding. Lineage: Eukaryota; Metazoa; Chordata; Actinopteri; Perciformes; Percidae.
GGGAGACGCUUGCAUCCUACCCGGACAUGUAAGCGGUUACACAGGUGCCUGGACUCAGUUUCGGCACGCCAUUGUGGAAAAUAGUUACUUUCACAUUGCUGACUCCUCACUGUGAGCUUGCUUUCCUAGUUGAGUUUUCCAGAGCAUAAUAACUGAAUAAGAACUGUUCCACAAUGGCUACGGACUCCUGGGCACAGGCAGUGGACGAGCAAGAAGCCGCGGCGGAAUCGAUCGGUAGCCUCCAAAUAAAAGACAAACCGGAGGAAAAUGGCACGGCUGCAAAUGCAACAGACUCCAGUAGUGCAGCUGCAAAGUCAGAAGUUGAGGGAGAAAACAAGGGUACAGAAGAAGAUGACAACGAGGACAAAGCGGCGCAGUCAUUGUUGAACAAGCUGAUACGGAAUAAUCUUGUCAGUAACACAAAUCAAGUGGAAGUUCUUCAGAAGGAUCCCAACUCUCCGCUCUACUCUGUCAAGUCUUUUGAGGAGUUGCGACUCAAACCACAGCUGCUUCAGGGUGUCUACGGCAUGGGUUUCAACCGACCAUCCAAAAUCCAGGAGACUGCCUUACCUAUGAUGCUGGCUGAACCUCCACAGAAUCUGAUUGCCCAGUCGCAGUCGGGAACAGGGAAAACAGCUGCCUUUGUCCUGGCCAUGCUCAGUCAUGUAGAUCCCAACAACAGAUUUCCCCAGUGCCUGUGUGUGUCACCCACCUAUGAACUGGCACUUCAGACUGGCAAGGUAAUUGAGCAGAUGGGCAAACACUAUCCUGAGGUCAAACUAGUCUACGCCAUCAGAGGAAACAAAUUGCAGCGAGGCAUGAAGCUGCAGGAACAGAUAGUUAUUGGCACACCUGGUACCAUGCUGGACUGGUGUGGAAAAUUCAAGUUCAUAGACCCCAAGAAGAUCAAGGUGUUUGUGCUCGACGAGGCUGACGUCAUGAUUGCCACACAGGGUCACCAGGACCAGAGCAUCCGUAUCCAGAGGAUGUUGCCUAAAAACUGCCAGAUGUUGCUGUUCUCAGCCACGUUUGAAGAGACAGUGUGGAACUUUGCCCAGCGUAUUGUGCCCGACCCCAACAUCAUAAAGUUGAAGAGAGAGGAGGAGACACUGGAUACCAUCAAACAGUACUACGUGUUGUGCAACAGCAGAGAGGAGAAAUUCCACGCCCUCUGUAACAUCUACGGAGCUAUCACCAUCGCCCAGGCCAUGAUCUUCUGCCAUACAAGGAAGACUGCAGGCUGGCUGGCGGGGGAGCUGUCCAGAGAAGGCCACCAGGUGGCGCUGCUUAGUGGAGAGAUGCAGGUGGAGCAGAGGGCUGCUGUCAUCGACCGCUUCAGAGAUGGCAAGGAGAAGGUCCUGGUCACAACAAAUGUUUGUGCUCGAGGUAUUGAUGUCGAGCAGGUUUCUGUGGUGAUCAACUUUGACUUGCCAGUAGACAAGGAUGGUAACCCAGACAAUGAGACAUAUCUGCACAGGAUUGGCCGCACAGGUCGAUUUGGUAAAAGGGGACUGGCCAUCAACAUGGUGGACAGCAAGAUGAGCAUGAACAUCCUCAACAGGAUCCAGGAGCAUUUCAGUAAGAAAAUUGAAAAACUAGACACAGAUGAUCUGGAUGAAAUUGAGAAAAUUGCCAGCUAAAGAGGAUGGCGUUUAUCGCAUGAAGGACGACGGCCGGACUUCCUUCCCCUCUUGGCUUUCCAAGAACUGUACGCUCUGCUCUGUACAGUGUUUUUACGCUUUCAUUUUUUUAGCCGUUGGAAAAAAGAGCAAACCCACAAACGCAGCAUAUGUUUACAUGUGGAUGUGUCUCCUCUCAGACAAGAACAUACCCCAUUUCACUCUUUGUAUACUAUUUUGAAUAAAGUCUAUACGUUUAUUGCUGUGUAUCGUGCAAAAGCGACUGUUUUACUGAACACACAUGGCGUUUAACACUUUUUGGUGUUGGCUGUAGAGUUGGCAUUAUACAAGCUAUUCUGUAAGAUUCAGUAAAAAACAUAAUGGAAAAAUAACAAUUGUAUGUUCCACAAACUUUUUAAUAAGGAACAAAGUAUAAUUGAAUGUAACUGUAUUAUGUAGACUAUUACAGCAUUUAUUGUGCUCUUUAUUGACUACAAACCUCAGUACAAAGGGUGAAGUUGGGUAUGCAGCUCCAAGCAGUAGUUUAAUCAUAGAUUGUUAUUGAGAUGGUGAUGGUUGGGUUUCAAGGGUCUAUGCAAUCUUAUCAACCUGUAUUCACGUGUCAGAAAUUAACCUCAGAAAUUAACCUUAAGCUUUAGCAUCAGGGUGUGUAGUCAAAUACCACAACAGGCUGCCUAGAGUGAUGAUACACUACUAACUCAUUUGUGGUCAUUUAGAUCUUUCUGUUUAGCCAGUAAUCAAUCCUCAGCCAACCAUACAUCUCCCAUGCAUGUCAUUUAUAUCAUUUUUUAAAACUGAUUGCGGCUAUCAGGACAGGCCUCGUGCCAUUGCUGAGCUUUUAUCAUUCAUUUUUUCUUCAUCUGUAUUGUAAAACAAAAUUGUAGUUCAAAAUGUGCUCAUUAAGGUCCGAUGUGAUCAGUUUCCCUUUGUGUCUCACUGUCCCACAAUCUUUUCAAUCAGGGUCUCAAGUUUGACUUAAGCUCAGCCACAUUCUUCACCCAGACUGUGCUGUAAUUAAGGAUUGUGAGUAAAA